This is a messenger RNA of Zingiber officinale, 1676 nucleotides long. Its product is annotated as RNA-directed DNA methylation 4-like. The transcript has 10 exons. The record is from RefSeq and is a predicted model, not a curated record. The coding region runs from base 133 to 1023 and encodes 296 amino acids. Lineage: Eukaryota; Viridiplantae; Streptophyta; Magnoliopsida; Zingiberales; Zingiberaceae.
CUAUUCACCGAAACCCUCGAUUCUUUUCUCCCGGCGAUUUUUGUUCUCCGGGCGAUUCUUGUUCUCCGGAGGCGAUUCUCUGGGCGAUUCUUGUUCUCCGGUCGAUUCUUAUUCUCCGGGCGUUAACCUUCGAUGUCUCCUCCGUCGAUCAACGGAAAGCCUCCUCCGCUGAGUUCCAUCACCGGAAAGCAUACUGCUCUGAGUUCGAUGUCUCCUCCGUCCAUCACCAGAAAGCCUCCUCCUCUGAGUUCCAUCACUGGAAAGUCUCCUCCGCUGAGUUCCAUGCCUCCUCCGCUGAGUUUGAACACAGGAAACCCUCCUCCGCUGAGUUUGAUUACAGGAAACCCUCCUUCGCUGAGUUUGAUGACAAGAAACCCUCCUCCCCAGAGUUUGAUCACAGGAAACCCUCCUCCGCUGAGUUUGUUCACAGGAAAACCUCUUCCACUGAGUUCGAUCACUGGAAAGCCGGUGAUUGUAAGGGUUAAGCGGAAGGCCUCCCAAGCAAAACUUGAUUCCUUCUGGUUGGAGAUUAAUGAAAGGCCACGUAAAAAAGCAUUCUUGGGUCUUGGAAAUCUCUCCAUAUCUGAUUGCGGCACAGGAAAAGUUCUCAAUGAGCUUGCAAGUAAGAAGAUGUUAGUUCAGCGUCUUGAGACAGUUGGGCACUCCCAGUCUGUCAAAGAUGUGCUGCAUUCUUUUCUGCAGCAAGCUUCCAGAAAUAUAAAAGAAUUCAAGGAGAGAUCUAAGGAGCGUAGAAGUUUGUAUAAACCUGAUAAGAAACAUGAUCAAUUGCGGGCCAAGGCUAUAAAAGAGCAUGAGGAUCUUGCUAGAAGUGCUCGAUUUGAACAAAUAUGGAAGAAGAGGGGAAGCAUAGAUGCAGAAGAAUGCUCUUUGCAUGAAAAAUGUCAUUUGUAUGAUGUUGUUCGAGUUGAUGCCGAGGAUGAAACUCACCAAAGGGUGCCAAAUCCCAAAGUUGCUAUUGAGGUUGGUGGUACAAGUUUGGAUAAGUAUUUACCACUUCUAUGAGAAUUCCUUCCACAAGCAGCUGAAGAGAUUGAACAUGACAAAGCAACUACGGAAGAUAACUUUGUUUACGACAUAUAUACUAUGGGCGUUGGUGUGGACACAGAUACGGAUAACAUUGAUGAGUAUCCGUUUGUGCAAGUUUAUGUAGAGGACGAUUAUUAUGAUGGUCCGUUACAAUCUGGUUAUGAAAGUGAUGAUUCAAAUGCUGAGAACAAUCCAUGGAAUGAUUAUCGCGAUGAAGAGUCUGACUUUGAAGAUUCUAACUCGGAUUAUGAUCAAAGUGAAGAGGAAGAUCGAGAGGACUCGAUAUGGGGAUAUCGGUAAAUUUGUAAGCUCAAGCAAUCACUUCUGAUGCUGAAGAGUUAGAUGAGAAUGAAAAUUCUGUCAUUCAUUUAGAAGAUUUCUGACUCAGAUUAAGAUUAUAAACGACAAAAGUUAUCACUUACCAGUGAAGAGUAAAGGAAGAUCGAGAGUAUUGGAGAUGGAAAUGUCAAUUAGUUUAUUGUGCAUGUAUUAAAUCGAGACAGUGAUUGUCUCAUUUUGAUGUAUAUUUUGUGUUGGCUGAUAUUUUGUAACUGGACAUCCAAAGUUGGUCUGUUUGGUAGUUAAUGUAAUAGAACAACUUCAUCAUGUAAAUAUGUAUAUUUUUUGCA